Solanum lycopersicum (tomato) is the source of this 682-nucleotide messenger RNA. NCBI's taxonomy places the organism in Eukaryota, Viridiplantae, Streptophyta, Magnoliopsida, Solanales, Solanaceae. The record is from RefSeq and is a predicted model, not a curated record.
CUAUUUGUUAUAGUUGCACCAGACAGCACCACCAAACAAUGGCUAGAGCCACUCCUAUCUCCUCCUCCUUCCGCCAUCUCAAAAACCUCUCUAAUUCUUCCCCUCCCCUACACGUCACCUUCCGCCGUCCAAAAACUAGCUGCGCCACCACGAUGUCGGACGACAAAGUUCCUCAUCCAUCACUGGAAGUCAUAGCCGGAGCUGGAGACAAGUUUCUAUCUGCUUUUAAAUCCCUUCAUAAUCCAUACAGUUCUUAUCCCAUCGUCGAUGGGAAUCUCCAUAUAGAAGCUAUUUUUGCAGCUUUCUUUAGGUCAGUUCGUCUCCGGCGAGAGUGUUUGCGGACUAAGGAUGAUGGCUCCGUCGCUCUCGAUUGGGUAUCCGGCGACGAUCGUAGCUUACCUUCCGACUCCCCGCUGCUCAUUUUGCUUGUGGGUCUUCUUUCUAUUGCUUCAUUAUUGAUAUAGACUAAUAAUUUUUGGCAAUUUUCAGAAUGGCAUACACAUUGGCUUUGAAUUUUGGAUUGUAAAAGUAAGGGUGUGUGUAUAGAAUGGAACUGUUCUGAUGAGAGUAAUUGCAACCAGGGCUGACUGGGGGAAGCAAUGAUUCGUACGUGAGGCAUACGCUACUGAGAGCUAGAAGUACGGGUUGGAGAGUUGUGGUGCUCAAUAGUAGAAAAGUGGAG